UCGCAGCUGUGUGCAUAUGUGAUUGGAAGUGGAGUUCAGUGAACUGCCCACAGAGUAAUGGAGAUAUAGGGGUUCUUAUUUAGCGCUUCCACCGUCAAAACAAUCUCGUUAGCUUGUAUUUUCUUGUAUGUCCUGGGAAGACAGAGGACCGGCCACGAGACACGAAGGAGGAAAGGAGAAAACAAGCUAGCUUUUUAGCUAGCCACUUUGAGUGGUGGUCUGCCUGUGGCUGCAGGCUAACUUAUGGAAAAUGGAUUUCCUCUGUGAAAUAGUUCAAGCCUUGGUCGCAUUGGCAGCUCUAGGUUUCAUUGUGGUGCUCAUAAUAGCACAUGUAACUGCUGGGAUGGUGAACGUCACACGCCAUGAGAAGGAGAAAUACUACCUCACCCCGACAGGAGAGAAGGAGCUUUUCCCCAGCCUUCAUGAUCCCCAUUCCAGGGAGCUUUCUGUGGUGAUACCAGCCUACAACGAGGAACUCAGAAUGCCUGUGAUGUUGGAUGAAGCUAUGGAGUACUUGGAAAACAGACAGAAACAGCAUCCCUCUUUUACCUAUGAGGUCAUUGUGGUUGAUGAUGGCAGCAAAGACAAAACCACUGAGGUUGCUCUGCGGUAUAGUAGGAAGUACGGUUCUGAUAAAUUGCGGGUCCUGACACUGGUGAAGAACAGGGGGAAAGGAGGAGCUGUGCGGAUGGGAACUCUGAGCUCCAGAGGCAAAUUCAUUCUCAUGGCAGAUGCUGAUGGAGCCACAAAGUUUGCUGACAUUGAAAAGGUGGAGGCUGGACUUGAUGACCUCAACCCCAAACCGGAGAAUAUGGCGAUUUCCUGUGGUUCCAGAGCUCACCUAGAGCAAGACUCAGUAGCUCAGCGAUCUGUGUUUCGCACAUUCCUCAUGUAUGGCUUCCACUUCCUGGUGUGGUUCUUCUGCGUGAGAGGGAUCAGAGACACACAGUGUGGCUUCAAGCUUUUCACACGUGAGGCGGCACUCAAGACCUUCUCUUGUCUCCACGUAGAGCGAUGGGCUUUUGAUGUGGAGCUCCUGUAUAUCGCCCAGUGCUUUAAAAUCCCCAUAGCAGAGGUGGCAGUCAACUGGACUGAAAUAGAAGGAUCUAAGCUGGUCCCGUUUUGGAGCUGGCUGCAGAUGGGACGAGACCUGGUUUUCAUUCGCCUGCGCUACCUCACUGGAGCCUGGAAGCUGCAGUCAUCGCUUAAGACUGACUAGCCAAUCAGAGAAGCCCUGGUGUCCUAGAGACAGCCUGUGAUAGGGCUGUGGAACCUUUGGGAUAAGGUGGGAUUAACAACUGUGUCCAUCAUUUACUGUAAUAAACAAAGAUCAGACUGCAGUAUAUCACAUCCGUCUCCUGUCCAGACGUCACUGGAUGUGAUGUAAUGACACAGUUGCGAGUUCUUCGUGGUCCUGCCUUUUUUUUUUUUAGUUUAUUUGGAUUUCGGCUUGUGAUGGCCGCCGUUACUCGCACAUUUCUGUUGGCACGGCUUACAGAAUGUCUGUAUGACUGAUCCGUGUACUAAGUUACUUAAUGUUUAUUUGUGGCCAAUCAGCUGUAAGUGAGAGCGACUUGUAGUGAAAUAAUAUGGAGGAUCUGAUCAUGUGUGUGUCAUGAUUGUGACAGGUAGAAUGAAUGUUACUAUGUGAGAUUUUUAAAAAGGAGGGGUUGUAUUUUUUGAGGGAACACGGUUAUGGGUUGAUGGGCUGGAAGACUUGAGCCAAAAUAAAAAAAUUCAAUGAUUUA
Molecule: messenger RNA, 1748 nt
Organism: Epinephelus lanceolatus (giant grouper)
Lineage: Eukaryota; Metazoa; Chordata; Actinopteri; Perciformes; Serranidae
Gene: alg5
Product: ALG5 dolichyl-phosphate beta-glucosyltransferase
Biological process (GO): protein N-linked glycosylation
Cellular component (GO): endoplasmic reticulum membrane
Source: RefSeq, a predicted model, not a curated record